AUGCAAAAUAUACCAAAAUUAAGUGACCUGUCAUUAGAAAUUGAUAAAUUACAAAGUUCCAUAUUUUUAACAUCAUCAAAUUUACGUGAUAUUUUAUCAUUAGUAUUUUUAUUACUUUCGCUACCUCAAUUUUUAUCAAUAACAUCAUGUAUUUUAUAUUUAAUUAUAUCAAAUAUAUUUGGUAAAAGAAUUCUGAUUAAAUCAUUAUUAGCAGAUGUGAUAGUAUUCUUUGCAUUAAAUAAACUUAAAAAAAGUUUUACUUAUUUCAUUAUAUUAUCAAAUUGUAUAAUUUCAAGUGAUUUAAUUGGACUGAAGAAGAAAUCAGAAUAUUCAAUUAAUAUAAAUGCAAUACUAGUAUUUAUUAUUGUAAAUUAUUUGAAUUAUUUAUUAAAAUUUAAUAAUCCAAAGUUUAAUCCAGUUUAUUUAUUGUUAUCUGUACAUAUUAUUAAUCAAUCAAUAUUUAAAAAGACUACUAGUUUAUCAAAUCAAGUGAGUAUAAAUGUUGAUGAGAACAAACUAUUAGAUAUAAAUGUUGAACUAAAAAGGAACUCAAAUACAAAUAUUGCUUUGAAGAAUUUUGAAAAUUUUAUUGGUGAUUCACAACCAUUUUGGCUGAUAAUUGCAGCUAUAAAAGCAGUAUUAAAAAACCCUAAUUUAUUUAAUGGUGAAACAACAAAGAUAAAGAAUGAUGGGGGGAAAUUAAAACCAAAUACAAGUCAAGUUGCCGUAUCAGUAGUAUUAAUAGACUCAUCUAAAAUUGUUUUACAUUGUAAUGAAUCCAAUUUAUCAGUGAAACUUAAUAAUGUAAAUUGGCAAUAUUAUAAAGAGUGUAAUAACUACCUAAUAAUUCACGGUUUGACACCAUUAUUUCAAUAUGAAAUUGAUAUAAUAAAAUACGGACAAUUAUUAAAUCAUUUAGUUGUGAAUACAAAUGAUGAAAAUCAAAUUAUUAAUAAAUCCGUUGAAACAUCAUCACUACUCACCCUUCAAACAUCAUUAACAUCAACCAUGAAUAAACUAAAUAAUCUAAAGGUUAAGUAUAAAAAGAUGAAGAAGGAUGAGAAUAAACGAAUUAAUGAAUUAAAAAAUCAAAUAGAAGUAUUAAAGGGAAAGAUUUCUAAAAAUAAUAAACAACAAAAUGAUAAUAGAAUAUUUGGAAAGAUCAAGGGAUUGAAGCACUCAGUUAUACAAUUGGAAAAUGAAAUAACUGAUUUAGCAAGAGAAAUUGAAGAAAGAAAUAAUGAAAAAGAAGUUAAAUCAACACCUGAUAAUCAACAACAAGAGAAAAUAAAUCAAUUAAACAAAGAAUUUGACGAUUAUGAAACUAGAUCAAGAGAAGUUAAACUAGCUCUAGCAAAAGUAAAGCAAGAAUUACAAAAUUUACAAACAAAACAACCUAAACUCAUCAACAAGCAAACUUCCAAACAAGAAGAAGUAAAACAAUUGCAAAUAGACCUCAAAAAUAUUAAGAAGAAUGAAAUCAUUUCCAAAUUUCAAAAGAGAGUUAAAUCAACAAAUGAAAAAUUUGAAACAAUCUUACCAAGAAUUAUACGUGAAACAGAAUCUUUACAAAAGGAAUUAUAUUGA
This is a messenger RNA of Insectozyma verbasci, 1587 nucleotides long. NCBI's taxonomy places the organism in Eukaryota, Fungi, Ascomycota, Pichiomycetes, Serinales, Debaryomycetaceae. The record is from the annotation of a GenBank genome assembly.